This is a messenger RNA of Elaeis guineensis (African oil palm), 1404 nucleotides long. RefSeq names its product NAP1-related protein 2. Lineage: Eukaryota; Viridiplantae; Streptophyta; Magnoliopsida; Arecales; Arecaceae. Gene Ontology annotation, cellular component: nucleus. Gene Ontology annotation, biological process: nucleosome assembly. The record is from RefSeq and is a predicted model, not a curated record.
CGAAGGCCCUCGCCGGUUUUCCCUCUCCGGUGGCCAAAACCCUUUUCGCCUCCCUGCCUGUCUCUUUUUCGGCUGAGGAUUUCUCUUUCUGUCUCUUUUUCCGAGGAUUAGGUUAGGGUAAGGGCUUCGCGAGCUCGACGGGGAAGAGAUGGUGGCGGACAAUGGGAAGAAGUCGAAGGUAGCGGAGAGAGGGGAGGAGGAUUCCGAUCAUGUUGACGGAGAGCUCGUGCUGUCCAUCGAGAAACUGCAGGAGAUUCAAGAUGAGCUCGAGAAGGUUAACGAGGAAGCAAGUGAUAAAGUUUUGGAAGUGGAACAGAAAUAUAAUGAGAUUCGAAGACCUGUCUACGUUAAACGGAAUGAGAUCAUCCAAUCCAUUCCAGACUUUUGGUUAACUGCGUUCCUGAGUCAUCCGGCGCUUAGUGAUCUUCUUACAGAGGAAGACCAAAAGAUUUUCAAGUAUUUGGUUUCAUUAGAUGUUGAAGAUUGUCAAGAUUUGAAGUCAGGCUACUCCAUUAUAUUUAACUUCUCUCCUAACCCAUACUUUGAAGACAUAAAGCUUGUGAAGACUUAUUCAUUCACUGAGGAAGGAGUGACUAAUAUAACCGGUACGACUAUCAAGUGGAAGGAGGGUAUGGAUAUUGCCAAUGGUAAUGGUCAUGAGAAGAAGGGAAACAAGCGACCUUUUGCUGAGGAAAGUUUCUUUAGUUGGUUUGGUGAAACUCAACAGAAAAAUUUCUCUGAUGGUGUAACAGAUGAGGUGGCAGAGAUAAUCAAGGAAGAUUUAUGGCCCAACCCUUUGAAGUAUUUUAAUAAUGAGGCUGAUGAGGAGGAUUUUGAUGGAGAUGAAGAUGAUGAAGAGUCAGAGGAGUGCUUAUUGCAGAAUUUUGGCCUCCCGUUUCUUGGGCAUCUUCAGGACUCCAAAUACUUUAUGAAGGGUUCUGAAGAUGAUGAGGAUGGUGAGCAAGAUGAUGAUGAUGAGGACGAUGAUGAGGAUGACAGUUAAUCUCUUCUUCCAGCGUCUAUCGUUUGGGCUUCCACAACUUGGCUGUGGCGACUGUCAGGCAUGCUUAUCGCUAUGGAAGGUCUUGAUUUUGAGGGCGACGGCUUUAAAUCUUGCUUUAUGCACCGUAGCUGUCUAUUUUUUUUUUUUUUUUUUUUUUUGUACUUUUUUGACUUUCAUGACCGUUAGUUGAUAGUUAUAUAGCUGGUGGCCUGUCUAGAGCUAGAAGUUCAUUUAUCGUUGUGGGCGUAUCAAAUGUUUGUUCUUGGACUUAAAGCAUCUCGGUAUCCUGAGUGUUCUUCAAUCCAGGAGUUUGUAUGGAAAACCGGUGCAUCAUUUUUUUUAGAACUUGUUAUUUACAUAUAAAUAUAUUACAUCAAUUUCAGGUGGUAUCUUUUCCUCGG